GGCGCAGGCGCACCGGGCGCGGCUCAGAGGCCGAGGGCGAACACAGCCUAUUCUGCCUCCGCCUCCUGCGGCCGCAUCCGCGCGGGGCUGGUCGGCGGCCCCCCGGACCGCGCUGGGCAGAGGCCCCGCGGGCCGCGCGUCGCCAUGGGCGCGGGCUGGAGCAGCGAGGAGGAGCGGCAGCCACUGCUGGGGCCCGGGCUCGGGCCUGCGCCGGGGGCUGUCUGGAGAAGCCGGGAAGCGGCGGCGGCGGCGCUGCCCGCGGCGGCCCCGGGUCCCGGGCGGGUGUACGGGCGCCGCUGGCUGGUGCUGCUGCUCUUCUCGCUGCUGGGCUUCGCGCAGGGCCUGGUCUGGAACACCUGGGGCCCCAUCCAGAACUCGGCGCGCCAGGCCUAUGGCUUCUCCAGCUGGGACAUCGCGCUGCUCGUGCUGUGGGGACCCAUCGGCUUCCUGCCCUGCUUCGCGUUCAUGUGGCUCCUGGACAAGAGAGGUCUUCGGGUAACAGUGCUUCUGACAUCCUUCCUUAUGGUUUUGGGAACUGGUCUAAGAUGCAUACCUGUAUCAGACUUAAUGCUUAAAAGAAGACUAAUCCAUGGAGGACAGUUGUUAAAUGGAUUGGCAGGUCCAACGGUAAUGAACGCAGCCCCGUUCCUCUCUACGACGUGGUUUUCUGCAGAUGAACGGGCCACCGCCACAGCCAUUGCGUCAAUGCUCAGUUACCUUGGUGGAGCAUGCGCAUUUUUAGUUGGGCCACUGGUCGUUCCAGCCCCCAAUGGGACAUCGCCUCUUCUUGCUUCAGAGACGAGCAGGACCCACAUUAAAGAUCUCAUAGAGACUGUAUUGUAUGCAGAAUUUGGAGUUGUCUGCUUACUAUUUUCUGCAACAUUAGUUUAUUUCCCACCCCGGCCUCCACUUCCUCCCAGUGUUGCUGCAGCUAGCCAGCGGCUGAGUUAUCGGCGGAGCUUUUGUAGAUUAUUAAGCAACAUGAGAUUUUUGAUGAUUGCUUUAGCAUAUGCCAUACCACUUGGUGUAUUUGCUGGUUGGUCUGGAGUUCUGGACUUAAUUUUAACACCAGUGCAUGUCAGCCAAGUAGAUGCUGGCUGGAUUGGAUUUUGGUCCAUAGUUGGAGGCUGUGUUGUUGGAAUAGCUAUGGCAAGGUUUGCAGAUUUUAUCAGGGGUAUGCUGAAACUAAUUCUUCUCCUCCUGUUUUCUGGGGCUACCCUAUCGUCCACGUGGUUCACCCUGACCUGUUUGAAUAGCAUCACACACCUGCCUUUAACCACAGUGACAUUGUAUGCCUCCUGCAUUCUCCUGGGAGUGUUCUUGAAUAGCAGUAUACCUAUAUUUUUUGAGCUUUUUGUGGAAACUGUCUACCCAGUUCCAGAAGGAAUUACAUGUGGAGUUGUCACUUUUUUAAGUAAUAUGUUCAUGGGAGUACUUUUAUUUUUUCUCACAUUUUAUCACACAGAGUUGUCUUGGUUCAACUGGUGCCUUCCCGGGUCGUGUUUGCUCAGUCUCCUCCUCAUUCUGUGCUUCAGGGAAUCGUACGACAGACUGUAUCUUGAUGUGGUUGUCUCAGUAUAAUGGCACGAACGUGAAGGAGUUUAAAAAGGGACUGGAAAUCAUACUGCAUACUGCACAUUUGCUUGGAGUUGCACACCUAACAGGAAAAACAAAAGGAGAAGAGAGAAACUUCACUCAGAGGUUUUGUUAGGUUACAGAUGAUCACAUUCAUUUCAUGACUACUAGGUAAUAACAAUGUGGGACUUAGGGAUACUAGGGGAUUGAAAGACUAUACAAUGGCACACCUGUGCCUGGUUCCGGGGUCGGAAGUGUGGAUAUCUUACACGUAAAGCACUACCUAAAUAAUGUCCUCUAUGUUUUGUGCCAGUGCUGAACUACUGAUUGAUCAUUUGUAAUUAUGGAAAGAAAGAAAGGGUAUUUGUCACAUACCUUACCUAAGUCACAUAUCAGAGUAGGAAGAAAUGCCACUAACUUCUAAAGAAGUUUAAACCCUCUAUCAGAUUUUAAUUAUAAAAUAGCCAAGAGGUCUAUCGAUGAUCAAAAUUAGCCACGUGUACACUACGUUUUUUCUAAUAAAGCCAUUUCUUAUAUGACUCCUUAUUUUUAAUUAGGUCAGAAACCUUUGGCCAUCUUUAUUAUGGUGAACAAGUGCUUCCCACUGACUUCAGAGCACAUACUUUGUGUCUCGAUCUCAACUUAUCCUUGUUUCUGUGAAAUACAAUUUCAUCUACUAGGCUCUUAAAUAAUUAUAUUAAAGGGGACUAAAUGUUCGGUAUAGUCGCAUUAAAUAUUGUAUGAAAAAUGUAAUUCCGUACUGAUUUAGCACUUUGUUAAAAGUGAAAUGACAAAUCACAUAGAACAUUCUGUGUCUUCAUCCUAUAUAUAUAUAUAUAUAUGUAUGUAUAUAUAUAUAUAUGGUGGCAUGGGAUGUAAAGUCCAGUAAAGUCCAGCACCAGCUAUUAUUCGCUAGGGUUGCAGUUUAUUAAAUGACCCUUGUUUGAAAAUAACAAUUUCUAAUGUUGAAACUUC
Neomonachus schauinslandi (Hawaiian monk seal) is the source of this 2550-nucleotide messenger RNA. It is a transcript of the gene SLC49A4, whose product is annotated as solute carrier family 49 member 4. Gene Ontology annotation, cellular component: membrane; intracellular membrane-bounded organelle. Gene Ontology annotation, biological process: transmembrane transport. The coding region runs from base 145 to 1581 and encodes 478 amino acids. Gene Ontology annotation, molecular function: transmembrane transporter activity. The transcript has 9 exons. NCBI's taxonomy places the organism in Eukaryota, Metazoa, Chordata, Mammalia, Carnivora, Phocidae. The record is from RefSeq and is a predicted model, not a curated record.